Eremomyces bilateralis CBS 781.70 is the source of this 1058-nucleotide messenger RNA. RefSeq lists its product as uncharacterized. The transcript has 2 exons. NCBI's taxonomy places the organism in Eukaryota, Fungi, Ascomycota, Dothideomycetes, Eremomycetales, Eremomycetaceae. The record is from RefSeq and is a predicted model, not a curated record. Bases 93 to 1013 code for a protein of 306 amino acids.
UGAAUAUCGUGAUGUUUUUGACAUCGUGUCGCUUGAAAACUCUUCGUGCUAUUAUAUCGUUAGUCUUUUGGUCCUGAAUCUGUCUUCUUGCAAUGGCGGCAUACCCUGAACUACGUUCCUGCUAUCUUCCGGACGGUUCGAAUGCAACUGACUAUCAGUACUAUCCGUGUUCAGGCGACACCCAUUCGUCAUGUUGCCUCCCAAGCCAGCAAGACCAAUGUCUGAGCAAUGGACUUUGCAAUGUCCCUGGGGCAUAUACUUAUCGAGCAGCUUGCACCGACCAAACUUGGAAAGACCCCAAUUGUCCGCAGUUUUGCAAAGAAUACUCGAAGAACUCCUAUGAGGUACUAACCAAUUGUGGUGGUACGGAAUACUGUUGUAUGAGCAGCGACGACGACGACUGCUGCGCGAAGCAGGAGUUAAAAUUCAAUAUAGGGAGCCCUGAGAUCAUAUUCGACUUUGCCACGAUUGAUCCUUUCUCCCGGUCUACGGCCCCUCCUGCUUCUUUUCGAACGGCUUCCCAACAGGGCAUCUUUCCGAGCCAGUCCGCAUCGACCGCCUCCUCCUCGAUUCGCCCGGGAACAACAGGGGCCGAUGGUACCCCAGCGUCAACGUCUUCAGCGACCUCGGGCUCGUCGAAUAUUGCUAUCGCAGCUGGUGUGGGCGUCGGGGUCGGAGUUUUGGUUAUCGCGCUGGCUUUUCUCGGAUUUUGCCUAUUUCGACGCAAGAAGAAGCAGACCGCUGCCAGAGGGAUUUCGUUGCCAGAUGAUCCUAUGAAACCCGAAUUAGCAGGUCAACCUGUGGUUCCACCAGCCAAGUAUGAAUACUCACCGGCAGCCAAUCCUGGUGUGGCGCAGUUGGAAGCCUCUGCCCCUCCAUAUCAGCCCAGUUUUCCCCAAGGAUAUUAUGAAAUGCAGACUCCAACCCCGCAGCUAAAUACCCCUGAACUGAAAACUCACCCGACACGACCAGACGCAAGAUUUCACGGCGGUCCCAUGUAUGAGGCCCCUUAGGGGGGCCUGAGAUGCGUGUUGCGUUUGGCAGAAGAAGACAUGAAG